UUGUGUAAGGGCACGUUACGUAUGAGGGCUUUAGAAGCCAGCGGGCUACAAAUGCAGUUCCUUGCCGCACUGAAAACAUUGAUUUAACCGCCAACUCGGACUGUGAACCAACCAUGAAAACGAACAGGGAGAAAGUAAUUGGAAGUCAAGUCAUUUCAGCCGAACUUGUGGCUGGACUACUACUCAGCAUGGCGUAUAGGAUGUGUUCCAGUUUGGCUUUUUCCUCAGAGGGGGGAAGCGUCAGUGACGAAAGCGCGCAGUUUGAAGUAACGCGCUCACUCGUAUGUGUGUGGGUUGCCAGUAAUAUUAAGUUAAUUUUCUUCAAAAGCAACAACCAUCCACUUUCUCGGUCUGCUCAUUCCGUCUCGAGGCUUGUUGCCUUCCUUUCACUGUUGGGAGUCUGCAGAGAGGCACACGUUCAAGGAACAGACUGCAGACAUCUUCCCAUGGUGGAUGUGGCGGUGUUCUUAUUCUUUCUUCUAAGCAGUUUGAUUCUUUUGAUCUUGGAUCACAAUCAGUUGAAAGGCUCUUUGAAACAAUCUGAACUGCUCACUAAGCCCCAGAGGUUUUUCCUUCAAAUGGAUUUUUUUGCAAACUUCAUUUGUGGCCUCAUGUGGUUGGUUUUUCCAGGAUGGCUUCUUGGGUCACAGAUUAAUGGAUCUGAGGAUCAUCUUUAUCUCACUCGGGCAUUUGGAGCCAUGAUGGUUGGAGACAGCUUUGUUUCUUUUACCACUCAGAAACAAAUGGGAACCAAUGAGGUAUCUGUCUUCAGCAGCCGGGCUGUGGGAACUUCGGCGGUUGUCAUCUUCAUGAUCCACACCCAGCUCACCACAUCGGCAUGGAAAACCCCACAUCUCUGUUUGGGUCUAGUAGGGGUCAGUCUCUGGGCUGGAAACUCCAUCCUUGGCUACCUGAGCUCCAAAGACACGACGACAGAGUCAGUCAAUGAUAUAUACUGGCGUGCUGUACAGAGAAAAGACAGAAGACUUUAUGUACAAUAGAUAUUUUGUCAU
This is a messenger RNA of Sinocyclocheilus rhinocerous, 1013 nucleotides long. RefSeq lists its product as uncharacterized. The transcript is spliced from 6 exons. The coding region runs from base 114 to 1001 and encodes 295 amino acids. NCBI's taxonomy places the organism in Eukaryota, Metazoa, Chordata, Actinopteri, Cypriniformes, Cyprinidae. The record is from RefSeq and is a predicted model, not a curated record.